Messenger RNA from Paramisgurnus dabryanus, 2184 nucleotides. It is a transcript of the gene rras2, whose product is annotated as RAS related 2. Gene Ontology annotation, cellular component: membrane. Gene Ontology annotation, biological process: signal transduction. Lineage: Eukaryota; Metazoa; Chordata; Actinopteri; Cypriniformes; Cobitidae. The record is from RefSeq and is a predicted model, not a curated record. Gene Ontology annotation, molecular function: GTPase activity; GTP binding.
UUUAGGAUAUUUGGUUACACCCUUGACGUACGUCAAUAAAGUAUUCAAAUAUAUAUCCACCACACACGAGCUGUACAAGCAGCGCCCCCUGGCGUCAGAUGUGUGUACAUACUGAACUGAUUCCCCUCAUCACAGACAAGCACACAUCCACAUUCACUGCCUGCCAGCGAUUCAGACGAGGGCGUAUGGACUCUGAAUGCAUUUCCCACUGCCCGUGAUCGUACUUUUCUCAUCACGCAGGAAUUACCGUUGAGUUCACACCUCGAUCAAUCACCGCUUCGCAUUUUCCCGCUGCAUUUCUCCACCUGAAGGCCUGUCACGGAGUAAAGUGGCUCGGCGAGCGUGUGUUUAGACAGCGGAGAGAGAGCAGCAGUGUGUCCCCGAUGGCUGGCUGGAAGGACGGCUCAGUGCAGGAGAAAUAUCGCCUGGUGGUCGUCGGAGGUGGUGGCGUCGGAAAAUCAGCCUUGACCAUCCAGUUUAUCCAGUCAUACUUCGUCACAGACUAUGACCCCACGAUCGAAGACUCCUACACAAAGCAGUGUGUGAUCGACGAAAGGCCUGCGCGGCUGGACAUCCUGGAUACAGCAGGACAGGAAGAGUUUGGAGCCAUGAGAGAACAAUACAUGAGGACAGGGGAGGGUUUCCUCCUCGUCUUCUCUGUCACAGACCGGGGAAGCUUUGAAGAGAUCUACAAGUUUCAAAGACAAAUCUUGAGAGUAAAGGACCGGGACGAGUUUCCCAUGAUUCUAGUGGGUAACAAAGCCGAUCUUGAACAACAGAGACAAGUCACCCAGGAGGAAGGCCAGCAGCUUGCCCGACAACUCAAAGUUACAUACAUGGAGGCCUCUGCAAAGAUCCGUAUGAAUGUAGACCAGGCUUUCCAUGAGCUGGUUCGAGUCAUAAGGAAGUUCCAAGAACAAGAGUGCCCACCCUCGCCGGAGCCCACGCGCAAAGAGAAGGAUAAGAGUGGCUGCCAUUGUGUGAUCGUCUAAUUGGCCUCUCACUGCCGUCACUCACCCAGCUGCUGUCACCAGUCCCCGCCCCCCACCCUGCCUUCUGACAUCACAUCCUGUGUGGAUGAACUCGCUGCCUUUCUACAUGUGCAUGUCUUUGAAACAGCAGUCUCUCUCAUAGCCUUAUCAGGGGCAUUUUAGGCCUCUAGGACUUCACUACUAGAAGAACCAAACUGACGAAAUCUUCAUCAAACCUUCAACUAGAGUACUGACAUCAGUGUGACUUAUAUUGCGAAUAGAAUCCAGUAGUUGUGCCCCAACACUAAACAUCGCUUCUUAUCAAUUUGCUAUAUAAACACACACCAAUUCUUUUUUUGUAUUUGAAGGAUUUUUUGUCUUGUGACAUAUGUACUUUUGAUGAACUGAAAAGACAACAGUGGGAUGGCUGAUGAGUAAAGCUUUAGUCCCACGAGAUCUAAUGUGAGACGAUGCUCUGAGGCUUUGUGUGUGUUUCUCGUGCCAUAUUGGUUUUUACUUCCGUAUGCUAAGCAGAAGUUGUACAUAAGUGAAGAUCUGUGUCUGCCUUUAUAAUGAUGUGUGAGGUUAAUGAGCUUGUUUGGACUUGCAUUAAAACAACAAUGUACUCGCAUAUAUGUACAUAGACAGCCUCUAACGCUAUGACAACAUUUCCCUUUGUCAGCAGUGAAAUCAAAUCAUUUUUAUUUUUGCCGAGAUGCCUUUAAGUUCAUCAGCCUUUGUCGUGAGACUUCUUGGCAUGUACGGAUUUGAAUCUUUUCCGUUCCGUGAUCUCAGAUUGUGAAUUGAAUUAUUCGUCUAGCCAGAUUGUUGAAGCCUUUUUGACUCGCAGCUUAGAUUUCUACAGACUGUCUUCAGACUCAGGUUGCUGCAUUCACACUGUUUUUACAUCAUUCUUACAACAGUCGCUCUCCCAGAAUAGUGCGCAAUAGAGCCGGGCCAUAUGAAGGUAUGUAGUGUUGCGGUCGAAAAUGUCAUUUUUCUAUUCUGUGUGUAUUGUAAAUACCUCUUAUCCUGCAUGUAAGACCGAAUGAGACAAAGAAACAUGGAGAAGGAUAAUCACACAGAUCAAGAGUACCCACACUCACCCAACAUUGGUUCAAAAACGGACAACAACAAUAGGCUUUAUGCCCAGCUGCACUACUUCCUGAACUUCAGCCAGCUCCUUGUUUUCUGUCUGUCAUUAUUGGACAAA